ACUGCUCUCUCUCUCUCUCUCUCUCUCUCUCUCUCUCUCUCUCUCUAGAUCUGUAGAUAAAAAAUACAAUUACAUAUAUACGGUGAGAGUGUGUGAUGAAGAUAAGGUAUUGGCAGAAGUCUAGAGGAUACGAAAGGCUUGAUGGUUCGGCGAAGAAAGCGAAAUCUGGUGGGAGAAAUGUGAAGCGAGUCAAGUUUGAUCGGACCAAGAAGAGACGGUUUUGGAGGAUCAAGAUAGUGCCGAAGCUGAGGGUCUUGAAAAAGGCGUCGCCUAAGAAGCUUUUAACGUGGCUUCGAGAUGCUUACGUCAAUAUGAUGCUGAGCUUCGCAAAUUCUCGGGUCAUUGAGUCGUCUUACGGGUUCGGUGAAUAUGGGUACGGGUCGGGGUUAGCGUCGAGGGAGUAUGAUGAGAAGAAACUGGUAGAGAUUUACAAAUCUAUGUUGAUGGCGCAGGGGUCUCUCGUACACCGCGACGUACCUAAACUUUCGGCUGAUUCUAUAAAACUUUCACCUCUUAUGUAAUUACAUCGAUUUAGUUGCACUAAAACAAAAUAUAUAUGGGGAUUAUCGAUGUUAAAGUUGUGAUUGUAAUCUGUGUUAAAGUUACAGUUCUGAAACUAUCAAAUACUAUAUUAAUCAAAUAAUAGUGGAUCCAACCUUUUAUAAAAUGGUUUGCAUU
This is a messenger RNA of Brassica oleracea var. oleracea, 678 nucleotides long. RefSeq lists its product as uncharacterized. NCBI's taxonomy places the organism in Eukaryota, Viridiplantae, Streptophyta, Magnoliopsida, Brassicales, Brassicaceae. Bases 96 to 521 code for a protein of 141 amino acids. The transcript has a single exon. The record is from RefSeq and is a predicted model, not a curated record.